CCCGCGGCCACUUCCUGCUCACGGGACUCGAAGCCGGGGUACCCCCGGGUCCCAGGAUCUGGGAAGCGUUCCCUCCCUCCUGCCCAGCUCCGGGGGCUGAGGGCUUGCCUGGAUCAGGACUGACUUCCUCAGUGCUGAGAGUCUGAGAAAGGCAGCAGACAUGGACAGCGACUCCAGGCGCCUUCUCGCCCCUGAGGAGGACCAUGGCGUAUACCCUGGACCCAUGAACAUUCAGUUUGAUUCAUCAGAUCUAAGAUCCAAAAGGCCUUUCUGCAUAGAACCCACAAACAUCGUCGGUGCAGAUGACGUCAUGCAGAGGGUCAGCGACCAGGCCUCCGCCAUGAACAAGAGGAUGCAGUACUACAGCCGGCUCACGGCUCCCGCGGACAAGGCGCUGGUGGCCCCGGACCACGUGGUCCCUGCCCCCGAGGAGUGCUACGUGUACAGCCCCCUUGGCUCCGCCUACAAGCUCCCGAGCUCCUCGGCGGGGUGCGGGAAGAACGCCAGCGUGGUGACCAUCUUUAUGAUCUGGAACACCAUGAUGGGAACGUCUAUACUAAGCAUCCCUUGGGGCAUAAAACAGGCUGGAUUCACCACGGGCAUCUGUGUCAUCGUGCUCAUGGGCCUCCUGACGCUGUACUGCUGCUACAGAGUCGUGAAGUCGUGCACCAUGAUAACCUCCGUGGACGCCGCGGCCUGGGAGUUCCCCGACGUCUGCAGACACUACUUCGGCGCCUUCGGCCAGUGGUCCAGCCUCCUCUUCUCCCUGGUGUCUCUCGUUGGGGCCAUGGUUGUGUACUGGGUGCUUAUGUCUAACUUCCUUUUCAAUGCGGGAGAGUUUAUUUUUAAUUUUAUCCAUCACAUUAAUGACACAGAUGCUGUAUUGAGUACCAAUGAUAGCAACCCCGUGAUCUGCCCGGGGCCGGGGAGCGGCCGUCCCGACAACGGCUCGGGGACUGUCUACGCCAAUGGCACGGGUCGGCAGCAGUUCGAAAAGUGGUGGGACAAGUCCAGGACGGUGCCCUUCUACCUCAUGGGGCUGCUCCUGCCGCUGCUCAACUUCAAGUCGCCCUCCUUCUUCUCCAAGUUCAACAUCCUAGGCACGGUAUCCGUCCUCUAUUUGAUUUUCCUCGUCACCUUGAAGGCUGCUCGCUUGGGAUUUCACUUGGAAUUUCACUGGUUUUCGCCAACAGAAUAUUUUGUCCCAGAGAUAAGAUUUCAGUUUCCACAGUUGACUGGAGUGCUUACCCUUGCUUUCUUUAUUCAUAAUUGUAUUAUCACACUCUUAAAGAACAACAGGAACCAAGAGAACAAUGUGAGGGACCUGUCCAUCGCCUACCUGCUGGUGACGCUGACCUACCUCUACAUCGGAGUCCUGGUGUUUGCUUCGUUCCCUUCACCACCGCUCCCUAAAGGAUGCAUCGCGCAGAAUUUCUUAGACAACUUCCCCAGCAGCGACAUCCUGUCUUUCAUUGCGAGGAUCUUCCUGCUGUUCCAGAUGAUGACCGUGUACCCACUCCUGGGCUACUUGGCGCGCGUCCAGCUCCUGGGCCAAGUCUUCGGGGACGUGUAUCCCAGCAUCUUCCAUGUGCUGGUUCUUAACCUGAUGAUUGUGGGAGCCGGAGUGGUCAUGGCCUGUUUCUACCCCAACAUCGGAGGCAUCAUCAGGUACUCGGGCGCCGCCUGCGGCCUGGCCUUCGUGUUCAUCUACCCGGCGCUCACCUACAUCCUCGCCCUCCGCCAGGAGGGCCGGCUGACGUGGCCCGCGCUCCUCUCCCACGCGGUCAUCAUCGUCCUGGGCCUGGCCAACCUGGCCGCCCAGUUUUUUAUGUGAAAUCCUCCCCCGUCCUCACGAGGUCUCCCGCGGCACCUGGAACCGCGACAGCAGCCACGCCACCUCGCUGGGAGAGGCUGCUGUGGCCAUGGUUGGAAAUGUGUUCUGGAGAGAACUGGAGACGAGGGAGAUAGCCAUCCGCUCACCCGCGGCUGUGGGUGGAUCGGGCCGUGAGAACGCCCCCCCAGCGCCUCCCACAGCCCCUCGCUGCUGCCCCUGUUCUCGCUUCUGUCCCGCGCGGGCUGUCUGCCUUGGGAGGCGUGGGCUGUGUUUUGCUUUUUGGCGCAUGGUGGGCGGGCGCAUCUGCCACAAUAAAGGUCCUCAGGGUGUCGCGCGGCCACGCUUCGCCAGGUUCUGUUUCUGCUCCUCCUCCAGCGUGUCCGCCUGCUUUGUGUUACCUGCUAGACCACUCUUGCCAUAUCCCCAGACCUCUGGGGUUGGGGACAGUCAACCAAAUACCUCAUUUUUAAAAAGACAUCUCCCCGACGCUGGUGUUAAUAGAGUGAACUUCUAACCAUGCCCUCGAUCUCUGUCUGAGAGAAGGGGAGGAAGAAAGGCAUCGCCACAGGCCCCAUGGUCAUGAAAAUUAUGCAAAAUAAAUGAA
This is a messenger RNA of Pteronotus mesoamericanus, 2438 nucleotides long. RefSeq names its product solute carrier family 38 member 9 (gene SLC38A9). Lineage: Eukaryota; Metazoa; Chordata; Mammalia; Chiroptera; Mormoopidae. Bases 161 to 1834 code for a protein of 557 amino acids. Gene Ontology annotation, biological process: amino acid transmembrane transport. Gene Ontology annotation, molecular function: L-amino acid transmembrane transporter activity. The transcript is spliced from 15 exons. The record is from RefSeq and is a predicted model, not a curated record.